AUGAAGCGGCCCUGCUGCCCGGGUCUGCUGGGGUUUGGGCUUCUCCUGGUGGCCUGCUCCCUCGCGCUGAGCCAAGGGCGCCGAGCCAGGAAGCUGUGCGGCAGGCACUUGCUAUCAGAAAUAGUCAAGCUCUGCGGCCACACUAAUUGGAGCCAGUUCCACUUUGAGGAGGGCACCUCUUUGACAGCGUCGACCUCCAAGGAGUCCCAGAAGGCUUCCAAGCAAGAUCAUUUCCACAGUCCCCACGCCUCUUUCCCGGUCGAGGGAAGAUUCGCAAAACCAGCCUCCGCAUCUGCCUCAUGGAAGGACACAGAAAGCAGCUGGGAGGUUCAACCACAGCCUGAGUAUCAGUAUGAAAAGGCCAACUUGCUUCCUGAGAAGACAAGAGAACUUUCUUCAUUGCACGACGUCAAUCCAUAUGUUGAGAGUGUGAACAUUCAGAAGAAAGACACAAACAAAAUUAAAACCUCAAGUAGUCUAUUUUGGGAGUAUCAUCUGCAAAGAAAACGCAGAGGAUAUUCAGAUAAAUGUUGUCUUAAAGGUUGUACAAAAGAAGAACUGGCCAUUGCAUGUAUCCCAUACUUUAAUUUUUAAAGCUGGAUGAUAAAAGGAACCUCACCAGUGACUGAGAUGUGCUAAUCAUCAUAGAAACUACACAGACUUAAUAAAAGCUUACUAUUUAUUACUUUUUGGAAUCAUACUUUUGGAGGUGCCAGACUGAAUCUGAAUGUAUUUGCAAUAUAUAUGAAUGUAUUGAAAGCACUUGGUUCUUAGUAACUGGCACAAUCUUUUAUAAUAUGUUAAAUUUAUAUAUAAGGGAAGAUAUCAGUGAAGUAGGAUCUUAGUGGUGAUAGCAGUAAUCUUAGUUUCUUGUUCAGUGACACCAUCUUUUCCAUGUUCUUAUACUUUUUAGGGAUUGUUACUGAGGAAGUAUGAUUUAUAUAGGCAUUAAAA
Molecule: messenger RNA, 954 nt
Organism: Jaculus jaculus (lesser Egyptian jerboa)
Lineage: Eukaryota; Metazoa; Chordata; Mammalia; Rodentia; Dipodidae
Gene: Insl6
Product: insulin like 6
Exons: 2
Coding region: 1-594 (197 amino acids)
Cellular component (GO): extracellular region
Molecular function (GO): hormone activity
Source: RefSeq, a predicted model, not a curated record